Messenger RNA from Clavispora lusitaniae ATCC 42720, 3615 nucleotides. Its product is annotated as coatomer subunit alpha. Lineage: Eukaryota; Fungi; Ascomycota; Pichiomycetes; Serinales; Metschnikowiaceae. Gene Ontology annotation, biological process: intra-Golgi vesicle-mediated transport; endoplasmic reticulum to Golgi vesicle-mediated transport; retrograde vesicle-mediated transport, Golgi to endoplasmic reticulum. Gene Ontology annotation, cellular component: COPI vesicle coat. Gene Ontology annotation, molecular function: protein binding; structural molecule activity. The record is from RefSeq and is a predicted model, not a curated record.
AUGAAGAUGCUCACCAAAUUCGAGUCCAAGUCUUCCAGGGCCAAAGGCGUGGCGUUCCACCCGAAAAGACCCUGGGUGCUUGUGGCUUUGCACUCGUCGACCAUCCAAUUGUGGGACUACCGCAUGGGAACUUUGAUUGACCGGUUUGAGGACCACGACGGUCCGGUUCGAUGCGUGGCGUUCCAUCCAACGCAGCCGCUUUUCGUGUCUGGCUCGGACGACUACACCGUGAAAGUGUGGUCGUUGAACACGCGCAAGUGCAUUUUCACCUUGAGCGGCCACCUCGACUACGUGAGAUGUGUUUCGUUCCACCACGACUUGCCGUGGAUCUUGACGUGCCUGGACGACCAGACCAUCCGCAUCUGGAACUGGCAGAACCGCCAGGAGAUCGCCUGCUUGACGGGCCACAACCACUACGUGAUGCUGGCCCAGUUCCACCCAUCUGAAGAUUUGAUUGUGUCUGCUUCUUUGGACCAGACCGUGCGGGUGUGGGACAUCACAGGCCUCCGCAAGAAGCACUCGGCGCCUACACUGGCCCCUCGCUCGUUUGAGGACCAGUUGCAGCGCAAGCAGUUGCCCCAGCAGGACAUUUUCGGCAACGUCAAUGCCAUCGUCAAGUAUGUGUUGGAGGGCCACGACAAGGGCGUCAACUGGGCGGCUUUCCACCCUACUUUGCCCUUAAUUGUGUCUGCUGGUGACGACAGACUCGUCAAGUUGUGGCGCAUGAACGAUAUCAAGGCCUGGGAGGUGGACACUUGCCGUGGCCAUACCGGAAACGUGCUCUGCGCCGUGUUCCACCCUCAUGAGGACUUGAUCUUGUCUGUGGCUGACGACAAGACCAUUCGCGUGUGGGACUUGAACAAGCGCACGCCUGUCAAGCAGUUCCGCCGUGAAAACGACCGUUUCUGGCUUGUGGCCUGCCAUCCUACAAUCAACUUGUUUGCCACGUGCCACGACUCGGGUGUGAUGGUGUUCAAGCUUGAAAGAGAGAGACCAGCGCAUGCGCUCUUCAACAACAAGUUGUACUACGUGAAUGGCGAGAAGCAGAUCCAGAGCUAUGACUUUACUCGCGACGAGGCGUCUUUGCCUAUGAUGUCUUUGAAGAAGAUAGGCAAGACCUGGGCGUUCAUGCGCACCUUGUCGUACAACCAGGCCGACAAUGCGGUUUUGGUGACACACGGCGAAGGCGAAAACGGCAUGUAUGCGUUGGUGACACUUCCUAAACAUGUGACGGGCGCCAUUGAGCCCACAGACGUCCGUCUGGGCGAAGGAAACUUUGCCUGUUUCAUCUCGCGUAACCGUUUCGUCAGCUUUGUUAAGGCCUCCAAGAUCUUGUACGUCAAGGACAUGAACAACAACGUGACCAAAACCAUCCAGUUAGACUCUUCUGUGACUGAUGUUUUGGCCGGCAACCCGGGCCGUGUUUUGUUGGUGAAGCCACACUCUGUGGUCAAUUACGACGUUCAACAACGCAAAGAGUUGGGCGAAUUGAGCGCCAACAACGUCAAGUACGCCGCUUGGUCCAACGACGGUCUGCACUUGGCCUUGAUGUCCAAGCACACCAUCACCAUCGCCACCAAGGACUUGGACUUGGUCACUUCCAUGCACGAGACAAUCCGUAUCAAGAGUGCUGCUUGGGAUGACUCUGGUGUCUUGCUCUAUUCUACUUUGAACCAUAUCAAGUACACUUUGUUGAACGGAGACAGCGGUAUCAUCAAAACUUUGGAGAACACCUUGUACAUAACCAAGGUGGCGCAAAACAAGCUCUACUGCUUGAAUCGGUCCGGUAACGUCGAGGUGGUGACGAUUGACCCAACAGAAUACCGUUUCAAACGUUCUUUAGUGAACCGCAACUUUGGCGAGGUUUUGCGCAUCAUCCACAACUCCAACUUGGUGGGCCAGAACAUCAUUGCCUACUUGCAACAGAAGGGCUACCCCGAAGUUGCAUUGCAGUUUGUCCAAGACCCGGAGACUCGUUUUGAAUUGGCGUUGGAAUGUGGCGACUUGAAGAUUGCUGAAACAGAGGCCGCCAAAUUGAAGGACAGAGUCACUUGGGAGAAGUUGGGCCAUGAAGCUUUGAGUCAGGGUAAUGUCGAGAUUGUUGAACGUGUCUACCAGCAGUUGGAGUUGUUUGACAAGUUGUCAUUCCUCUACUUGUACAAGGGCGACCAAGAAAGAUUGAACAAGAUGUCCUUGAUUGCCAACGCCAGAGGCAACUUGUCGUCGUUGGUGCAGAACACACUUUACAACAACGAUGUUGAAACCAGAAUCGAUGCCUUCCUUAGAUGCGGCAUGUAUCCAUUGGCAUACACCUUGGCAGCUUCAAGCGGCAUGAAUGACAGAGCCAAUCAGAUUUUGGAAGCGGCUGGUGUGAGUCUGAAGGACGUUCAGCUCGGUGAAAUGGGAGCUCCAGCACCAUUGCCUGUUCCAGUUGAAACUGCCGGUAACUGGCCAGUCAAAGAAAGCAGCAUGUCGGUGUUUGAGACGGCCUUGGUCACCGGUAAGGUGGAGGAUUUGAACAUUGGCGAAGACGAGGAAAAGCCUGCCGAAGUUUCAACCCAACUUGAUUUCAAUGACGGCCUUGACGAUGACUUGGAGGAAGAAGGCGGUUGGGACAUGGACGAUGACGACCUUGACAUUGGCGACGAGUUUGGCGACGCAGGCGAGUUGGAAGACGAGUUUCCAAUCAAGGCCGAAGGUGCUGACGGUGAAAUUGCCCACUGGCUCCGGAACAACAAAACUGCGGCUGGCUGUGUGGCAGCAGGAGCCUUUGACCAGGCGGCGUCUUUGUUGAAUAAGCAACUCGGUGUGGUGAACUUCGAGCCGUUGCGUAAACGUUUCAUGGAGGUUUACUCGUGCAACAAGUUGAGUUUGCCCGGCGUCAAUGACUUGCCUGCUAUGAGAGACUACAUUCGCGAGGACAAUGACGAGGACGAUCCAAAGCGCUUCAGACCACUCAUUCCUGGUUACGACACGUUGGAAGACAAGUUGAAUGUUGCGUUCAAGUUCUUCCGUGCCAACAACUUGCCUGACGCCAUUGCCGUGUUCCGCGAAAUCAUCCACACCAUCGCAGUUUUAACUGUCGAGGACGAGGAACAAGAGGCAAAAUGCGAUGACAUCUUGACCUUGUGUCGUGAGUACAUCUUGGGCUUAUCGAUCGAGUUAGAGCGUCGUUCGCUCGACCUGUCGCAGUUACAAAGAAACUUGGAGUUGGCUGCGUACUUCACGCGGGCGAAACUUCAAAACUCUCAUCGGGUGAAUGCAUUGCAAGUGGCCAUGCUGCAGUCUUUCAAGAACAAGAACUACUCGAGCGCAUCGUACUUUGCUGGCGAGCUUUUGAGUAUUAUUUCGACCGGAAGCAAAGCUGAGCAGGCGCAAAAAAUCAAGGCUCGUGCUGAUACCAUUGCCAGCGACGCUAUCGAAAUCGACUUUGACCCAUACGCAGAGUUUGACAUUUGUUGUGCAUCCUUCACUCCAAUCUACAAGGGCACUCCGUUCGUCACGGAAGCUUUGGUGGGCGCAAAGUACAAGUCGGAGUACAAAAAUCAAGUGUGUCGGAUCACCGAGGUGACCCGUGUGGGAGCCCCAGCGUCGGGGUUGCGGAUCCGGGGCUAA